AUGCUGUGCUGUGGCCCAAGCGGUUCAACAUGCAAAACACGGUGGAAUAACAUAAGAGACAACUAUCGAAAAUCGUUGAAGAAGACGGAAACUAAAAGUGGACAAAAGAAGACCAAUGUUAAAUUAUACAAGUACUAUGAACAAUUACAUUUUUUGAAAAAAUAUUUCAAUGAACGACCGACAGUACAAAGUGUAGAACCAGAAAAAGAAAAUUCUGACUCCGAAACCAACGAGCCUCGAAAUACCGUAUCCAUUUCACCUGAUAUACCUGCCAUAGAAAAUGCUAAGAAACAUAGAGAAAUCUUCAUGAUGCGAGACUGGGUAGAGGUGUUCAGGAUGGCACGAUCUAAAAGAGAAGACAUUAACAAUAAGCCCUACAAGGUAAAUGAAUGGAAAUUUGAUGAAUUUUGGAACUUGCACGCAUUAUCUGCAGCUACUAUCAAGAAUAGAUGA
Pieris macdunnoughi is the source of this 453-nucleotide messenger RNA. The record is from the annotation of a GenBank genome assembly. NCBI's taxonomy places the organism in Eukaryota, Metazoa, Arthropoda, Insecta, Lepidoptera, Pieridae.